AUGAAGAUUUUAUAUGUUUGUUUAAUAAUCAUUAUAUCAGUUACUAUGACUAUUCAAUAUAAUUAUGAAAUAUAUCCAAAUAAUUAUCGUAGACAAUUAAAUAAUGAAUAUAGCCCUAGCAACCAUUAUUAUUAUAAUAAUUAUGAUAAUAAUAACAAUAAAGGUAAACGUUAUGUUGGUAAUAAUAAUAUUAAUAACCGUUAUUAUUAUGGUCAUAAUCGUAGAAAACAUGGUAAUUAUUAUCCAUCUAAAAUAUAUACUAAUAAAAAACCUAAAAAAAUGCAUCUUAAAAGAAAAUAUCUUAUAGAAGGUGAAGCUAAACAUAUUCAUCAAAAACAUGGUGAAAAACAUAUAAAAUCAGUUGGUGAAUUAUUUGGUUUUACUGAUACAUAUCAAGGAUCUGAUUAUGCAUUAACAACAACAUUUCAUAAAGGUAGUGUAUCAACAAAAUAUGGUAAACCAAAAUAUUUUUCUACUUAUGAUACAGAAGGACAAGUAAAACAUUAUAAAAAUACACAUGGUCGUGCUAAAUUUAAUCUUAAUUCUAAAUUACAUGGUCAUGAAAAAUAUAAAGAUUUAAAAGAAAUGAAAGCAAAUAUAACAUUUGAAAAUAAUGAUGAUACAACAGAUGAUGAAUCGAAUUAUUCACCAACAAGUCAUCCAUAUGGAAAAUUAGAAGGUUAUUAA
This is a messenger RNA of Schistosoma spindalis, 687 nucleotides long. Lineage: Eukaryota; Metazoa; Platyhelminthes; Trematoda; Strigeidida; Schistosomatidae. The record is from the annotation of a GenBank genome assembly.